Molecule: messenger RNA, 7944 nt
Organism: Marmota monax (woodchuck)
Lineage: Eukaryota; Metazoa; Chordata; Mammalia; Rodentia; Sciuridae
Gene: Usp37
Product: ubiquitin specific peptidase 37
Exons: 25
Coding region: 402-3350 (982 amino acids)
Biological process (GO): G1/S transition of mitotic cell cycle; protein deubiquitination
Cellular component (GO): nucleus; cytosol
Molecular function (GO): cysteine-type endopeptidase activity; cysteine-type deubiquitinase activity
Source: RefSeq, a predicted model, not a curated record
UGCGUGCGUGCGUGCGUGUUUGCGUGUGGUCACAGUUCCCGCCAUCAGCCGCUUUCGCUGUGUAGGGGGAGUGAGCCGCCUAGCUUUUCUGGGCUCAGUGACCCUUCCUUCUGUACCCCUGGCUCCUCCCCCUCCACGCGGAUUCUGUGCUUCCGGCAGGCCUGUUCCGGGGCUUCGGACCCUCAGGCUCAGCUGAGUUGAUGGCUCCUGGAGAACUGGCAUAGCUGCAGAAUAUGAGUAGUUUCCCAAGAAGAGUGCAUUGCCUUUGGCACAAGGAUCAGAAUAAAGGUGAAUUGUUAUUACAUAGGGCUUUUUAGUAAAAGUCACUGAAAAAACCUGUCAGGUGAAGGUAUAUUUUUGCUUUUUAAUUUGGCUAGAAGCAAUUUAUUUUUAAAGAAAAUAUGUCUCCCCUGAAGAUACAUGGUCCUAUCAGAAUUCGAAGUAUGCAGACUGGAAUUACAAAGUGGAAAGAAGGAUCCUUUGAAAUUGUGGAAAAAGAGAACAAAAUCAGCCUAGUAGUUCACUACAAUAGUGGAGGAAUUCCAAGGAUAUUUCAGCUAAGUCAUAACAUUAAAAAUGUGGUGCUUCGGCCCAGUGGAGCAAAACAAAGCCGCCUAAUGUUAACUCUACAAGAUAAUAGCUUCUUGUCUAUUGACAAAGUACCAAGUAAGGAAGCAGAGGAAAUGAGGUUGUUUCUAGAUGCAGUUCAUCAAAACAGACUUCAUACAGCCAUGAAACCUUCUCAGGGUUCUGGUAGUUUUGGAGCCAUUCUGGGAAGCAGGACCUCACAGAAAGAAACCAACAGGCAGCUUUCUUAUUCAGACAAUCAGGCCUCUUCAAAAAGAGGAAGUUUGGAAAAUAAAGAUGAUGUUCCAUUUCGAAAAGUUCUUGGUACUCCUGGUAGAGGAUCCAUUAAGACAGUAGCAGGAAAUGGAAUAACCCGGACAAUUCCUUCUUUGACAUCAACAUCAACACCUCUUAGAUCAGGGUUAUUAGAAAACCGCACUGAAAAGAGGAAAAGAAUGUUAUCUGGAUCAGAGCUGAAUGAAGAUUACCCUAAGGAAAAUGAUUCAUCAUCGAACAACAAGGCUAUGACAGAUCCCUCCAGAAAGUAUUUAAUCAGUAGUAGAGAAAAGCAACUGAGUUUGAAACAGACAGAAGAAAAUCGGACAUCAGGGCUUUUGCCUUUGCAGUCAUCAUCAUUUUAUGGUAGCAGAGUUGGGUCUAAGGAGUACUCUUCUGGUGCCUCUAACCUAGACAGGACUGUUUCAAGCCAGACUCCCUCUGCCAAAAGAAGUUUGGGAUUUCUUCCUCAGCCAACUCCUCUUUCUGUUAAAAAACUGAGGUGUAACCAGGAUUACACUGGCUGGAACAAACCAAGAAUGCCCCUUUCCUCUCACCAACAGCAACAACUGCAGGGAUUCUCCAAUUUGGGAAAUACAUGCUAUAUGAAUGCUAUUUUACAGUCUCUGUUUUCACUUCAAUCAUUUGCAAAUGACUUGCUUAAACAAGGUAUCCCCUGGAAGAAAAUUCCACUCAAUGCCCUUAUCAGACGCUUUGCACACUUGCUUGUUAAAAAAGAUAUCUGCAAUUCAGAGACCAAAAAGGACUUACUCAAGAAAGUUAAAAAUGCCAUUUCAGCUACAGCAGAGAGAUUCUCUGGUUACAUGCAGAAUGAUGCUCAUGAAUUUUUAAGUCAGUGCUUAGACCAGCUGAAAGAGGAUAUGGAAAAAUUGAAUAAAACUUGGAAGACUGAGUCUAUUCCUGGAGAAGAAAAUUCAUCAGAUAUUUCAGCUACCAGAGUAUACACUUGUCCAGUUAUUACUAAUUUGGAGUUUGAGGUUCAGCACUCCAUCAUUUGUAAAGCAUGUGGAGAGACUAUUCCCAAAAGAGAACAGUUUAAUGACCUCUCCAUCGACCUCCCUCGUAGGAAAAAGCCACUCCCUCCUCGUUCGAUUCAAGAUUCUCUUGAUCUUUUCUUUAGAGCAGAAGAACUUGAGUAUUCCUGUGAAAAGUGUGGUGGGAAGUGUGCUCUUGUCAGGCAUAAGUUUAACAGGCUUCCUAGGGUCCUCAUUCUUCAUUUGAAACGAUACAGCUUCAAUGUGGCUCUCUCACUUAACAACAAGAUUGGGCAGCAAGUCAUCAUUCCAAGAUACCUGACCUUGUCAUCUCAUUGCACGGAAAAUACAAAACCACCUUUUACUCUUGGUUGGAGUGCACAUAUGGCAAUUUCUAGACCAUUGAAAGCCUCUCAAAUGGUGAAUUCCUGCAUCACCAGCCCUUCUACAACUUCAAAGAAAUUCACCUUCAAGUCCAAGAACUCCUUGGCUUUAUGCCUUGAUUCAGACAGCGAGGAUGAACUAAAACGCUGUGUGGCCCUCAGCCAGAGACUUUGUGAAAUGUCAGGCAGUGAACCACAGCAGGAAGACCUGGAAAAAGAUUCAAAAUUAUGCAGAAUAGAGCCUGAUAAGUCUGAAUUAGAAAACUCAGGAUUUGACAGAAUGAGUGAAGAAGAGCUCCUAGCAGCUGUCUUAGAGAUCAGUAAGAGAGAAGCUUCACCUACGCUCAGUCAUGAAGAUGAUGAUAAACCAACCAGCAGCCCAGACACUGGCUUUGCAGAAGAUGAUAUUCAAGAAAUGCCUGAAAAUCUGGACACUAUAGAAACAGAGAAGCCCAAAACAGUCACAGAUCCAGAUCCUGCCAGUUUUCCUGAGAUCACAAAAGACUGUGAUGAGAAUAAAGAAAACAAAACUCCAGAAGGAUCUCAGGGAGAGGUUGAUUGGCUUCAGCAGUACGAUAUGGAGCAUGAAAGGGAAGAACAAGAGCUUCAGCAAGCAUUAGCUCAGAGUCUUCAAGAGCAAGAGGCUUGGGAACAGAAAGAAGAUGAUGACCUCAAAAGAGCUACAGAAUUAAGUCUUCAAGAAUUUAACAACUCUUUUCUGGAUGCGUUGGGCUCAGAUGAGGAUUCUGGAAAUGAAGAUAUUUUUGAUAUGGAGUACACAGAAGCUGAAGCUGAGGAACUAAAAAGAAAUGCUGAGACAGGAAAUCUCCCUCAUUCGUAUCGGCUCAUCAGUGUUGUCAGUCACAUUGGUAGCACCUCUUCUUCAGGUCAUUAUAUUAGUGACGUGUAUGACAUUAAGAAGCAGGCAUGGUUUACUUAUAAUGACCUAGAGGUAUCGAAAAUCCAAGAGGCUGCUGUGCAGAGUGAUCGGGAUCGGAGUGGCUACAUCUUCUUUUACAUGCACAAGGAGAUCUUUGAUGAGCUGCUGGAAACAGAAAAGAACUCUCAGGCACUUAGCAUGGAAGUGGGGAAGACUGCUCGUCAGGCCUCAAGAGGAGCAGACUCCUAGGUUGGCAGUGUGCACUGCAUUUUCUCUUACAGCUACCCACCUCACCUUUUCUCUGCCCGAGGAGAAUUUGGAAUUCUACUUGAUGUGGGAGCAACAAACAGCUCAGGGCCAAACCAAAAGACAAAAUUGUAGUUAGCCACAGAACGCUCCAUACUAACUAUUUUAUGGAAACCUUGUUCUCAUCUGUAGCUGAUUCUACUUUUUCUCCUACAAGAGAGGCACUUCCUUUUGUCUUAGGAAUACAUGUUGUAAAUAGGUGUGUAUGUAUAAAUGUAUACAUAUAUACAUACACACACGCACGUGCACGUGGAAUGAAUGGAGCCUUAAAGGGUUAGGAUGAAGCCGGACUCGGUGGCACACGCCUGUAAUCCCAGCAACUUGGGAGGCUGAGUCAGGAGGAUUGCCAAGUCCAAAGCCAGCAUGGGCAACUUAGUGAGACCCUGUCUCAAUAAAAAGGGCUGUGUGUAUAACUCAGUGGUAGGGUACCCCUGGGUUCAAUCCCCAGUACCAAAAAAGGAAAAAGAAAAAGAGGAUGAGCCACCAGAUAAUAUGCCUGCUCAAAAUUAAUAGCACAGCAGUUUGGAGAGAAAGGAAAGUGUCAGAGAGUCCAUUCUCUUGAGAAAUGUGUGAAGAUAUACAUAUCAGUUGUCUUUUAGCUUUUAUGUUCCUUGAGUAGCUUCACUCAAGUCUGUGCCCUUUCAUGUGUUUCUUAUGAGUUAAGUUCACUGGAAAGCCAGCUCUCCAUGUUACACUAAUGACAGUUUGUUCUUGCAAGAGACAUUUCUGUCACCUGACUUAAGGAGCUUUUUCAUUUUUUAAAUUUUGUGAAUCUGCUCUGCCUUUGCUGUUUAUGUGCAGUUCCCAAGAAUAGAUUGUUGGUGCUUUAGAAUGUGUUAUGGUCCCACAUUUGGUAUUCAUUGUACAUAUCAUGUUUUCUCUAGAGAGAUUUUUUCAUACAGUUUAUUCAUCAUAUUCACCUAUAUUAUUGUGAUGGUGAGAAUAGAAUAUUUUAUUUUAUUCUGUAUCAUUCUUCCAUGGAGCAGAAUGACCCUAAAGAAUUAUAGUCAAAACUUUAAAAGGUGGAAAGAUAAUAUUGCUUCAACUAGACUCCCCAGCAGAAAUGCUUAGGGAAAAGGAAAAACAGAAGCAUCUCUGCUACCCAGGCAGAGAGGGCAGGAGAUAUGCUGCUUUGUUAAGACUCUAGACCACUAAAGCUAAAAGCCCUGCUGCAAAUGUGAAAUGAAGAACAGGGGCUAUAGGGCAAAGCUUGAGCAUUUAAUCAUUUACUGUUUGGCUUUCUCUUAAAAACAGGGUGAGAAUUAAAAUGUGACUGAUUUUGGUGAUCUCAAGAACUAACAAAUUAAAAAAAGUGCACAAUAUAUCUUUCUAGGUGCUCUGAGGGUGAGUGGGGAGACAGCAUCAAGUGCUAUUAGUCACUUAGCCAACAUAACCAGCUUGGUUAAACAGCUUAUUAAUGAAGAAUGAGUUUGAGGGUGUAAUUCUGCAAGCCCAGGUGUCGUUAGGAUUGCACAGUUAAGGAUAGCAAAAUGAAACUUCUUUGCUAUUUUCCAUCUUAUUUUUUUGUUGUUGUUGUUGCUUUUAUUAAAACUGAAGAGAUUACCCUUCAGUUCUUAGGGACAAAACCACAUCAAGUUUUUCAGGAGGAGAAAAUAUGUCAUCACAGAAGAUGCAAUAUCUUUUCUGGAAGAUUGCCUUUGGCAAAUUCCAACCCUAUUCUUAAAACUUGGGUGUUCUGACAUAGUCACAAAUUCUAAAAGUUUUGAUCUUUGAAUUGUAAAUGGCCUCAGCACUUUUGCUUAACUACUGAUAAAUGCUUUGCCUCCUGCCAUCUACCAACACUCAUUAUUGGUGUGAAUGUUCUAAAAUGGUAGUCCUAGAAUAUUCAGGGGUUUAGAGCAGAGGAAAAUAUUUGUUUUAAAAACUAGCUUUUCCGAUUUUGUUUCAUUUCUAUCGGGAGCCUCAUUUUGUUUUGACUGAAGAUUGUUUUCUCAUAAGUAAAUGAAGUGACCAAAUUCUUAUCUGGUUGUUCUCUUCCCUGUCUCUGCAUAUGAGAGCUUUGAGCUAUUAAAAUGAUUGGGAAUGAUUUGAAGUGAUGUCUGUGUUCAGACACAGAGAAAAAUGGAAGUAAUGCCAUGAGCUUAGGUUGCUUUACCAGCAACCUGAUUUGAAUUGUUUUCAUGGCUUGCAUGUGUUUAUGGUUUAGAAGUGCACUUGGCACAGAACUCUGAUUUGGUUUGAUUUUUAUGUCUUGGGCAGGACUUGUUGAAAAUAGGAUACUAGAGUAUAUGAGUUCUCUCACUGCUCAUACUUGCAAAUUUGGGGCUUGGAUUUUACACUCUCUAGGGUUGUGGCCUUGUCAGCCUUCCCCUCUCCCUUCACUCCUUUAACUUACUCAUUUGACUACAAAUGGAGAUUUGAGCUCUACUAUGUUGGGGGUGGGAUUGUGGUAAUUCUUGGUUUUUGUUUUCUUUUGUUUUUGAACUGGCUGUAUAUAUUUUAAUAUUAUAAAUAGAUAAUAUAUUAUUUUUUGCACAGUGUUAUCAGUUUAACUGAAGCAGGGGAUGGGGCAGUUAGCAUGUUGGGGCCAGGAAGGGACAAAUUAGAUAGGAACAGAGUACUUCAGUUUCAGGCAGUCCUCACAAUAACUAAUUAACCUUCCUAUUGAAAUGCCAAAUGUGUGGUUACAUUACAUUACUUUAAAUGACAUUGAAUUGGAAUUUGAUAGCAGUUCUGGACACAACCUUUUGCUCUUAGUUGAAAUUAUUUUGAGGGGAAAAAUAAACAAAAAUUUAAACUUGUUGAUUUUUAUCCCCUGAUAUUAUGGAAAACCAGAAAGUUGCAUGUGGCUAGAUGCCGUUACCCUUUUAGUGACCUAGACUAUAAAUUUAGACCUUUGAGAAGGUAGACUCUUGUUUUGUUAGGGAUCUAUUUAUAUGUUUGUACACACUCAUAAAUUUUGCCUCAGCAAAAUAGAAUAAGAAGCAAAUUCAUGGUUGGUCUUCUAUUUAUAUUUUGAUUCCAAAAGCUGUUGGUUUACUUGCUAUGAUUUGUUAAUUCCAGGCUUAACUUAAAUGGCUUAGUAGCAAAUAAAUGUAAAUGUGUUUACAUUUUUAAGAAGUGUGCAGUGAUACUUACAGAACAGUUAAUUAACUCCAGAUGCAAAUAUUAAACUACACAUUUCUUUUUCUUCUUGAUCAAGUGUAAAAUUCUCCUGAAAGAGAAGCUUUAAGAUUUACAGACCUCUGCAAUGUAAUCUAUGAAUUUAUUUAUCCUUCCAUACUGCAGUUACUAUUAUGUAACCACACACAUGCACCUACAGAGAGAGUUGUAUAAUGAAAUUCACCUGAAGAGAAAAAAAGUAAUUUGUAAACUCAUUUGUGAUACACUGAAAAGAGGGUAUGAAAAUGUUCUCCUCCUCCUUCUCUGUCCUCUGAAGUGACUGCAGUGGAUGCUCUUAGUUAUCCAGCCUCCCCCUCAACCCUUUUAUUUGAUUUACUUGACCCCUGAGACAGAUUUCUGCUUUAAAUCAGGGAAACAGCUCAAUUUCCAAGAUGUGGAGCUUGCAUGUGUAGGGAGAUUUUUAGAAAAAUCAGCAACCCAGCACCAGAUGCAAGUCAUAAAAAGCAUCUCAGUAAAUGGAUAUGUUCUUUUCCUUCUCAUUUUUCUUUAUACCAAGUAAUACUCUCGCAAAAAUGUACCCAAACUAAAAGAUUUCUGCCUUCUAACAUCUUUCUCUCCCUUGGUAUGUCUUAUUAACAUCUGAAGAAUACAUAUAUUUUAUUGGGAAACUAUAGUUUGUUAGGCCUUGAGAGUUUCGUGACAAUUACUUUGCUGUGUGUUACCCCAAUCAUUGACUCCUUUAUGGCAUGCUUUGAUUACCAGGCUUCAAACAGUCACUUUUGUUAUAUUUAAACACAAUUAGUAAGUUGUUUCCUUUCCACGUGUGCUAUGUGUCUGAGAUUUUGAAGUUUCAAUCAAAAGUGUGCCAGUAAUGAAUAAGCAUUUGAUUUUAGUGACAUUGGACUUUUCUUAAAGUACAGAGAUUUUGAAGUAUAGUUAUGUCCACUGGCAUCAGCAGAGAGGGAAUGAGGAUCUGGAUCAGGAUUCAAGUUCAUCAGGUCAAAUGCUAGAACAAAAAAAUCAGUUGACUGAACUGGUCUAUUUCUAAAACAGCAGGCAAAGAGGGAGAGCACGCAUGGGUGUGCACAGCUCUCACCCCCAGGUUUCCCUCCUUCUGAGAGCUCCUGUCCCUCCCCAACUUCCCUGGCCUAUUAUAGGUGUUUCUUUAUGCUUAGGGAGAAGAAAACAGAAGGGAGGUUCCUACACUUUGCCUAAUUGAGCCACUCCCAGGUUUGCUGGCAGCUUUGGCCACAUUAUUUGUGAGGUGGGUUUUUUUCUUUGUGUUCAGAGUGACUUUUGAUUCUGAUGUUUUGUGUGGAGCGGCACUUUAUCUGUGUUUUAGCAGAACUGUUCCCUCUGUAUCCUUUACGGUUUUUCCUUUGUUUUUGUUUCCUUUUUAAAUUAUAUAUAGAGUUUUUUUGUGUGUGUGAAAUUAAAGCCUUUAUUAACCUUC